AGCAGAUACCGCACAGUCACGCCCAGACACGCACAUAGAGCGCGCGGGAUGCGUGCGAUCUGACGAACAGCGGCUUGUUACAACAGUUUCAAACAGAGAAUCAGCAUCAUGACCAGGUCUCUGCAGGACGAGCAGGAGUCAGUGGAGUCGGAGGAGCAGCAGGAGCUUCACAGCCCCUCAGAAGAAGGAGGGGAGGAAGAGGAGGACAGCCUCCACCAUCUGGAAGAUGAAGAGGAAGACGACGACGGCGAAGAGGAAGAGGAGGACGAGGAUGGAGAGAACAAACCCAAGAGGCGAGGGCCAAAGAAGAAGAAGAUGACAAAGGCUCGUAUUCAGAGGUUUAAGGUCCGUCGUAUGAAAGCUAACGCCCGGGAGAGGAACCGCAUGCACGGGUUGAAUGACGCUCUGGAGGGUCUCCGGAAAAUCGUCCCUUGUUACUCCAAAACCCAGAAACUGUCCAAAAUCGAGACGCUACGCCUUGCCAAGAACUACAUCUGGGCCCUGAGUGAGAUCCUGCGCUCUGGCAAAGCGCCCGACCUCAUGAGCUUCGUCCAGGCGCUUUGCAAAGGUCUGUCUCAGCCGACCACUAACCUGGUGGCGGGCUGCCUGCAGCUGAAUCCUCGGACCUUUCUGCCGGAGCAGACGCCUGACCUACCGGUUCACCUUCCUCCCGCCGGCGCGGCCACCUAUCCUGGACAUUACUCCUACCAGAGCUCUGGGCUAACGGCCGGCCUGCCCAGUCCGCCCUACGGCACCAUGGAGCCCUCCCACAUCUUCCACCAGGUCAAAGGUCAACCCUACAGCCCACUGGAGCCCUUCUUUGAUGGCGUCCUGGUAUCGGAGGCCCCGGCGUUUGACCCGCCCCUCAGCCCGCCGCUCAGCAUCAACGGGAAUUUCUCGUCCUUCAAGCACGAGACCGCCACAGCUGCCGACUACGACAAGAGUUUCUCCUUCAGCGUGCAUUACGGUGGCGGAGGAGCUGGGGGACACCCUGCUCUCUAUAACGGCGGGGGGUCCAACCCACGGUGUGGUGAGCUGCAGGUGGACGGGCUGAUGGGCUUUGACGGACACUCACACCAUGAGCGGAUGAUGAACGCCCAGCUGAAUGCCAUCUUCCACGACUCCUGAGGAAGAGGAGGAUGGAGGACAGAGAGACUGAUGAAGACGGAGAGACGAACUGAGAGACAGUUAUAUGGACAGACAGACAGUUCUGUGUAUGUCUAUCAUUUCAUAGCUGUCUUUCCUUCUUUCUCUUCUUCUUUCUGUCUGCGUCAGGCUCUUGGACUCCUCACCAUGUGAUGCCGAUGUCACGUUGAUGAUGUAACCUUCUGUGUAGCUCUUCAUCCUGCAGGAGACGGUCUCUGAAUGUCUCGUUAUUAUCCAUAUUAUCACAUAAAAAUAAUCAAAAAGCAAUAAUCUGGAGGAAACUAUGCAAUUUUGUUCAAAUCUGAGCUACGCUCAGAUGAUAAUUCCAAAUGUUGAAAGAAUAAAGAUUUCUCUAUUUUUGGGUCUGUAUGUAAGGCGGCUUUGAGCCGGAACUGGGCUGAAGUGUUCAUGUUGUUCAUGUGAUUUUUACUUUGUGCUUUUUAUAACGUUCCUGUAGCGUUCUGUUAACAUUUCAUGUGACUUUUGUUCAUAUUUUAUAAGAUAGAUGUUUAUAAAGGCCUUUUAUUAAAAGGAAUUCAAUGUGAAUUAUCUGAGAGUCUCUGUUCAUCA
Cottoperca gobio is the source of this 1716-nucleotide messenger RNA. It is a transcript of the gene neurod1, whose product is annotated as neuronal differentiation 1. Gene Ontology annotation, molecular function: protein dimerization activity; DNA-binding transcription factor activity, RNA polymerase II-specific; E-box binding. Gene Ontology annotation, biological process: axon development; sensory organ development; nervous system development. NCBI's taxonomy places the organism in Eukaryota, Metazoa, Chordata, Actinopteri, Perciformes, Bovichtidae. The transcript has 4 exons. Gene Ontology annotation, cellular component: nucleus. The record is from RefSeq and is a predicted model, not a curated record. The coding region runs from base 109 to 1128 and encodes 339 amino acids.